Messenger RNA from Entrophospora sp. SA101, 192 nucleotides. NCBI's taxonomy places the organism in Eukaryota, Fungi, Glomeromycota, Glomeromycetes, Entrophosporales, Entrophosporaceae. The record is from the annotation of a GenBank genome assembly.
AUGGACGCACAACGUGCCUCACCUCGAGCGAGAAAAAGUUUGGUAAUCUUACGCAAGCUAGCAACCUCAAUGUUGUAUGUAAACUUGGAAUGUCAGGAUGCUACGCAUCCCUCUGCACGUGGUGGCGACAGAAAUGUGCCACAUACUCAGUGUCGUGACGACGAAAAUAGCCACCCACCACUUUUAGAUUAG